GGAGGCGGAACACGCUGCGCCCGCGCAUCGGAGCACGUCGGUCGUCCACAUGUCACGCUCGCGCGACACGCGACUGACGUCCGGAAGUAACGCGCUGACGCUGAAGUGGCGGGCUAACGCUGGUGUCACGUCUGACGCUGACGCGAAGAGCGAGAGAUUCUAGGCACGUCGUCAAGGCAUGGUGUUGUGAUUGUGAGUGAUACGAUGUUGGGCGCCAUGGACGGCAAAGAGUACGGCGCGCUGCAUGCUGCCGCCGCCGCCGCUGGGUACACUAUGGACGCCGAUCCGAGUGGUGGGGCAAUGGGCAAUGCUGGUAUGGGCGGCCCAGGCACUCAGCAAUACGGGGAAGUCAACCAACUGGGCGGUGUGUUCGUCAACGGGCGACCGCUUCCCAACGCUGUCAGAUUGAGGAUUGUGGAACUGGCACAAUUGGGCAUCAGGCCGUGUGACAUCAGCCGUCAGCUGCGCGUCUCCCACGGCUGCGUCUCCAAGAUUCUUGCGCGCUACCAUGAGACCGGCUCCAUCCUGCCCGGCGCCAUCGGUGGCUCCAAGCCCAGGGUUACUACGCCCAAGGUGGUAUCCUACAUCAAGCAGCUGAAAGCGAAAGACCCUGGUAUCUUCGCGUGGGAGAUCCGCGACCGGCUGCUGGCGGACGGCGUGUGUGACAAAUACAACGUGCCCUCUGUGUCUAGCAUCAGUCGCAUUCUGCGCAACAAGCUCGGCGGUGGCGCUCUCUACCCUGUUCCCCCGUUAUACCCCGUGCCUCCACAGCGCUGCUGGCCGCUGCACCAGCCGUACGACUACUAUGUCUAUUUGCAGGGUCGACAGCACGCCGCCGCGCCACCGCACGCUCUACCCCACCAUCCACACCAGCCGCCGCCCUCACACGCGCACGCGCAUGCGCUCUGACACGCACGCGCAGCCACGCGCUGCUACUAGUAUGGAAUAUUUGAAGUCAUUACUAAAGGAAAAACAACUAUAAUGCAAAUACAUAAGAACUAGAAUUCACUGAAGAAACAUUAAAGAAAUAAAUUCACUUCCCAAUUAUGAUCGAAUACGAAACUAGUACAAAUUAGUACACAAGAGUGCUAGUCAGAGUUUAAGAGACAAAUGGAGAACAUGUGAUACUCUUGAACCCAAGUGCAGGAAUAUGCUAUCAGUAGUAUGCAACUUUGAAGUUGCAACUCAAAGAAUAAAGUGAACUCUCCUAUGGUCGACCUCGUCUACAACUAGUAUGGAACUUUGAACUUACAAUUGAAGAAUAUGGAAAUAACGCGAAACUUUGAAUGGAUUUUCGAACUCAGUUCAAAGAAUUUAUGUGUUAUGAAAUUAUAUUUACCUAAG
Molecule: messenger RNA, 1344 nt
Organism: Papilio machaon (common yellow swallowtail)
Lineage: Eukaryota; Metazoa; Arthropoda; Insecta; Lepidoptera; Papilionidae
Gene: Poxm
Product: paired box protein Pax-1
Exons: 5
Coding region: 205-909 (234 amino acids)
Biological process (GO): regulation of transcription by RNA polymerase II; anatomical structure development
Molecular function (GO): DNA-binding transcription factor activity, RNA polymerase II-specific; RNA polymerase II cis-regulatory region sequence-specific DNA binding
Source: RefSeq, a predicted model, not a curated record